Messenger RNA from Cheilinus undulatus (humphead wrasse), 1114 nucleotides. RefSeq names its product latent transforming growth factor beta binding protein 1 (gene ltbp1). Lineage: Eukaryota; Metazoa; Chordata; Actinopteri; Labriformes; Labridae. The transcript is spliced from 3 exons. The record is from RefSeq and is a predicted model, not a curated record. Bases 340 to 816 code for a protein of 158 amino acids.
UCACCUCCAACAGAGAAACUUUCCUGGACUUCUUUCCUGGACUUCUUUCCUGGACUCUUGGAGUGAAAGUCCGGGCUGGGAGGAAGCUUCAUGCCGUAGAGAGAGCGGGGAUUUACUGACGUCCACCGGGGAACAUUCUGGCGGUAAAUGUUCGUUUGAUCUCAGAGGUGUCAGAGUUUCUUCUCGGGGUAACGACAGCUCAUUUCAGUCCCGUACCGGGGUGGAGGACAGGACUAUGCUCGGGAGUACUAACGUGUUCCUCCAGAAGUGAAUCUAACGGAGCCAGCAGUGACUCGGACCUAUUUCUCCUCCUCUAACUGCGUUGCUCGGUCGGUGGGUAUGGCUUGGAUUAAAUGGGGCCUCUUCUUCUCCUUCGGGUUUCUCCUCUCUCCGGGAAGUUCGGCAGCGGAGCAGCAGCAGAGUCAGAGCGGCUUCAGGAGGCUCUACGUGCUCCAGCCCGGCCCGAGGCUGGGGGCGACGGGAGCGGACGGCGGGGUCCGGGUCAGCUCCAUCUCCACUCUCCACGGAGCCUCGGGUCAGCCGCACACCUACAACCUGGAGCUCAGCUCCAGCUACGGCAGCCAGGUCCGGACCCGCAGGAUGGGGAAACAGGGCUCCAGCGGGCAGGAGCAGAGCCAGCAGAAGCAGCCCAUCAAACUGUCCGGGGUGAAUGUAUGUGGAGGACAGUGCUGUCAUGGCUGGAGUAAAGCUCAGGGAUCGCAGCGGUGCACCAAACAGGAGGACAGUGAUGGAGCUGUCAACAGAGAUGAAGAGAGGGGAGCCACAUGCAGGAAAGGAGCCCCAGGACAGUUAUGAACCCGGCCCACCUGAGCGCACGGGACAUGCCCCAACUGCUAGGCCGUCUGCACCCCUUUAACUGUUCCUCAAUAAAAGAAACAAGCAGAGGAAGCCAAGUUUCUGUAUUUCAGGGGGACAGUUUGGUGUUGUAUUUUAGGGGUGAGCACAGAAUCAGGAUACUUUGAGCUGUGAUAUAUCAGGGAUGCAUGAUAUCGCAUUUUUGCUGAUAUCCGAUAUUUUAAAACUCAUUUUGGUCGAUACUGAUGUAUUUAAACACCAAUUCCAUCCUGUACUACAAUAUAUAUGUAUAUUUAAA